AUGACAGCUCAAGUCUCAGAUCCUCAAGGGAUCUCAGAGACUACAGCUAAGGAGGAUGAGAAGAAAUUGCAGACCCCUGGCCCCAGAAGGGAUAAGUCGUGGCUAGUACGGCAUUUCUCCCUGCUCCUUCGUCGGGAUCAGCAAGCCCAGAAGGCCAGCCAGCUCUUUUCUGGGCUCCUGGCUCUCAAUGUGGUGUUCUUGGGAGGAGCCUUCAUCUGUAGCAUGAUCUUCAACAAUGUGGCCAUCACCCUGGGUGAUGUCUGGAUUCUGCUGGCAGUGCUCAAGGUGCUUGCCCUCCUCUGGCUCCUCUACUACUUGGUGGGUACCAUCCGCCUGCCCCACGCUGUCCUGUACCGAGAUCCCCAUGCUGGGCCUGUCUGGGUUCAGGGUUCCCUGGUGUUGUUCGGUAGCUGCACUGUCCUUCUCAACAUCUUCCGAAUCGGCAAUGUUGUCAGUCACAUCCACUGCAAGUCUGAGGUGGAGCUUGUCUUCCCCAUCAUUGAGAUUCUCUUCAUCAGUCUUCAGACCUAUGUGCUAUGGAACCACAGUAAAGACUGUGUUCAGGUGCAGAUGAAUCUCACCAGGUGUGGACUGAUGCUUACUAUGGCUACCAACCUGCUCCUCUGGGUAUUGGCCGUCACCAAUGAUUCCAUGCAUCGGGAGAUCGAGGCUGAACUGGAUGCCCUCAUGGAAACACUCACAGGCAACGAAACCAACACUUGCCUUUGCCUCAAUACAACUAUAUGUGAGAUUUUCCAAAAGGGUUACUUGAUGCUCUACCCCUUCAGCACUGAGUACAGUCUCAUCUGCUGUGCUGUUCUAUACGUCAUGUGGAAGAAUGUGGGCCGAAAGCUGUCUCCUCACAUACCUGGUCCUGGCCGGCCCAGCUUCCACCUCCAUGGUGCCAUCUUUGGUCCCUUGUUGGGCUUCCUGGCUCUGGUGGCAGGGGUCUGCGUCUUUGUCCUCUUCCAGAUCCAGGCCAGUGGCCCCUCCAUUGGUCAUCAGUACUUCACCCUUUACUAUGCAUUUUACGUGGUUGUGCUGCCUGUCAUGACUCUGGCGUGCUUGACGGGCACAGUCAUACAUGGACUGGAAGAGCGGGAGAUGGACACGGUCAAGAAUCCCACCCGAAGCCUUGAUGUGGUGCUUCUUAUGGGUGCUGCCCUGGGCCAAAUUGGCAUCUCCUAUUUUUCCAUUGUGGCUAUUGUGGCCACUGACGCCCAAAAACUGCUCAACAGACUUAUCCUGACCUAUUCGAUCCUUAUCAUCAUUCAGCACAUCACCCAAAACCUGUUCAUCAUUGAGGGCCUGCACCGACAGCCCCUCUGGGAGAUGCCCAUCCAGUCCCAGAAUGAUAGCAGGGAGGAGGAGUGCCCACCGGGCCUUCGCCGAGGAUCCAUGCUGGAGCUGGGCCAGGACCUCCGUAGGGUAUCACUUGCCUAUAUCCACAGUUACAGCCACCUCAACUGGAAGCGUCGAGUUCUUAAGGAAAUUUCCAUCUUCCUCAUCAUCUGUAACAUCACGAUGUGGAUCAUGCCAGCCUUUGGCACACACCCUGAGUUUGAGAAUGGACUGGAGAAAGAUUUCUAUGGCUACAGGACUUGGUUCACAAUUGUCAACUUUGGCCUGCCUCUGGGGGUCUUCUACCGCAUGCACUCCGUUGGAGGGCUCGUAGAAGUCUACCUGGGGGCCUGA
Dromiciops gliroides (monito del monte) is the source of this 1695-nucleotide messenger RNA. RefSeq names its product otopetrin 3 (gene OTOP3). The transcript has 7 exons. Lineage: Eukaryota; Metazoa; Chordata; Mammalia; Microbiotheria; Microbiotheriidae. Gene Ontology annotation, biological process: proton transmembrane transport. The coding region runs from base 1 to 1695 and encodes 564 amino acids. The record is from RefSeq and is a predicted model, not a curated record. Gene Ontology annotation, molecular function: proton channel activity. Gene Ontology annotation, cellular component: membrane.